Haliotis rubra (blacklip abalone) is the source of this 2271-nucleotide messenger RNA. Its product is annotated as adenosine deaminase AGSA-like. Lineage: Eukaryota; Metazoa; Mollusca; Gastropoda; Lepetellida; Haliotidae. The transcript is spliced from 10 exons. Gene Ontology annotation, biological process: inosine biosynthetic process; adenosine catabolic process. Bases 318 to 1847 code for a protein of 509 amino acids. The record is from RefSeq and is a predicted model, not a curated record. Gene Ontology annotation, molecular function: adenosine deaminase activity.
CAGCCCGAGUCAAGCUGCAAGCAGACUGAAGGUAAAUUGUAGUUAACAUUCAAACAGUACAUCAGUAUUGUCCACACACAUUUAACAUCUAACAUUGCGAACAACUGGAGCCUUUGUAGAGUGAAUCACCGCCACGUGUCGCCACUUACACGGGUAUACUAGUAUAUGUAGGUCGUUUUUGACAUUACAGAACAUAGCUUGUUAUGUCAGUGCCCAUGUCAGGGUGAUCAAGAACUGAUAUCAGUGAACAGCCUCACUUCAGGGAAGGACAAAACUUCACUUGUUUGAAGAUUUAGUUGAAGGAGAUUAAGAUCACGAUGCGUGUCUUUAUUAGUUUGGUCUGGCUGACAAUGUUAAGCAACGUUCAGUCCGUGCCGGCGUGGUACAAUGCCCAGAGAGACGCAAUAUUGUCUACAGAAAGGCUGCAGUCCAUUGGGUCGACGCUGACCCUCUCCUCUGAUGAGGAAGCUGUCAACAGUAUAAUAUUCAGGACCAAACAGAUGGAUAUCAACGGCGCCAUCAACGACGACAGCAACUACAUUCCAGCGGUCCACUUCUUCCAAGGUAGAAAGCGGAUGGAACAAAGCAAGGUAUUCGAGAUUAUACAACAAAUGCCUAAAGGUGCGGCUCUACAUCUACAUUACGGCUCAAUUACAAGCAACGACUGGCUGGUGAAGAACGUCACGUAUCGUCCCAACUGUUAUAUGUGUGUGAAGCAGAACGUUAUCACACUGACCGGGUUUUAUUUGACACCUCCUGUAGAUAAAGAUUGCAGAUGGCUUGAGAUUUCAGCUGAACGUGCCAAGAGCAGGGAUAUUGCCAUGUUCGAUCAGCGGCUAUACAACAAUCUAACUCUAACAGUAGAUAACCCGGAAGUUGUCUACCCAAGCAUCAACGUCAUCUGGAAGCGACUUCAGCAGUAUUUCCAAACAGUUCAGGGACUCUUCCUUCACUCGCCUGUACUGAAGGAUGCACUCUACGAGACUCUGAAGGAGUUCCACGAGGACGGCGUGCAGUACUUAGAGACCCGCAUUGGCCUGAUAAAGCCAUAUGAACUAAACGGGACAACUCAUGAUUUCACGUGGACCGUGGAGACUUUCCGUGACGUUGUCAACGAGUUUAAACAAGAUUAUCAGGAUUUUUCUGGCGCCAAAUUGAUCAUUGCUGGACGGAAGACUGGCAAUACCAGCGCCAUACUAGAAGAAGUCAAAGCCACUAUGGAUCUGGUUGAACAAUUUCCAGACGUUGUCCUUGGAUACGACCUAAUGGAACAGGAAGACGUCAAACACACUUUGCUAUAUUACAUAUCUGAGCUGCUUUACCCAAGAACUCAAAAGAGUAAUCUCCCCUACUUCUUCCAUGCAGGAGAAACAGAAUGGCUUCAUAUCCACGGCAAUAACCUCAUCGAUGCCAUCCUCCUCAAAACAGAAAGGAUCGGACAUGGCUUCGCUAUUCCUAAACAUCCAGAGGUGAUGAGACUAAUUAAGAAGAGAAAUAUUCCGAUAGAGGUCAAUCCUAUCUCCAACCAGGUAUUGAAGCUCGUCUCCGAUUUGAGGAACCAUCCGGCGGCCAUCUUGAUCUCCCAGGAUUUCCCAGUGUGCAUCAGUUCGGAUAACCCGGCGCCGUGGGAGGCCCUUCCGCUGUCACAUGACUUCUACAUGGCGUACAUGGCUCUAGCUGCGCCAGAUGAUGACCUGAGGUUUCUCAAACAGAUCGCCAUGAACUCAAUCAAGUUCAGCAAAAUGACGAACCGGGAGAAAGCUUCAGCACUUCAGCAAUGGGAAACGAAGUGGAAAUCUUUCAUCAAACGCGUCAAGGACGCGAAUACCAUUGUUUAUGUUGGAUAACAUGACUGCAGCAGUGUUACCACUUGUCGGAUCAUGGGGUUAUUGUGUGUCAUGUCAUGGUUUUUUCUUGUGUCACGUCAUUUUGUUAACAUUCGUCAUGCCAUAGUGUUACCUUGUGUCGUAUCAUUGUGUUACAUGUCAUAGUUUUACCUGUGUCGUGUCAUAGUUUUACCUGUGUCGUGUCAUAGUUUUACUUGUGUCGUGUCAUAGUUUCACCUGUGUCGUGUCAUAAUGUUACCUGUGUCGUAUCAUUGUAUUACCUGUGUCGUGUCAUAGUUUUACCUGUGUCAUGUCAGAGUUUUACUUGUGUCGUGUCAUAGUUUCACCUGUGUCGUGUCAUAAUGUUACCUGUGUCGUAUCAUUGUAUUACCUGUGUCGUGUCAUAGUUUUACCUGUGUCGUGUCAUAGUUUUACCUGUGUCGUG